ACAUGUACAUUUCCACGCAGGCCGCUUUAGACAGUUUGCUAUUUGAGUAUUUCCAUAGGAACCAGGGCCCUAGCGGGCAGGCAAAAGUAAGGGUAAAAUUUACACGUGCAGUCGUGCAGUAGAUACUCUUUAUUGAACUAACUAAUUACUUACUUACUUACCAGAUCAAGACGAGACUUGACAAGAGGAGAUCAGUCUGUUUGUGCUUGCAGAAUAGAGAGUUCCGCACGACACUCGACAGUAAUCAUCCAGGCCAGCUACGAAGACCUAAGUCCUUAGCUCAUGCAUGCCUGGAGCGCAGGGCACGCAUCACUCGUCCACGGUGCAUGUCAUGUUCGUGUACUUCCGGUGCCAAACCUUGGCCUGCAUGCACCCAUGGGGCCACUGGGGUCGUGGAGGCCAGCAGUUCAAAGGUGCGUUGGGCGAGGUUUUUUGCCAUGAUUAGGGCCCAGUGUCGGCGAUCACUUCAGCCUAGUUCAGGAUGGAACUGACCUGCACAAUACUGCAGCAACGACGUGCUUCCCCGCUGCAUAGUCUGGCUUGGUGCAUACCCACCGCAGGCACUGUGCUGGACUACUAGUACUAGCUCUUUCUUGUCCUUGCUUUUGCCCCACAAUGCACUACACGGGCCCGCUUUUGUCGUUUUGAACGGUCACACAAGAGCACUAGCGAAGUCUGCUGCCUGUGUGAAGAUAACUGAAGAUAUUGACCAGCCUUCAAACGUACGGCCUGCAAGGCUUGUUUUGGGCUGUUUCAAGCCUUUCGCUCUAGUGUCGUCAGCUUACCUGCAUGAGCGGGAACGAGAAAAAGUCUGAAAGUCUGCCAACCUCUUCCUCUCCGCUGCCAAAAGUCGAAAAGCCUGAUUGAGUUCGAUAGUGCAACGUUUCAAAGCACUGCGACGAAACGACGUUACGUCCUGCUACUGUGCUGUGUGAGAGGCCUAGCUGCCACGGUCCUCGCCGACUCUUCGGCCAAGGACCGCGAUCAGAUCGCAUACUGUAACACAUUGUGACACGGUGACAAACUCGAACGUUAGUAUCAGUACUAAAAUUGGUAGCAAUGGGGAACUGCUUGUCAAAGCGUCACGGCAGUCUAACUUUGGACCACACUGCCAGCGCCAGUAGCCCCACUGCCAGUGGCAUGGUUGACAUAGGGACAGCUGCUGCUGCUGGUGGUGAUAAUGAUACUGGAACUGGCGGUAGAGAUAGCAACAGUCCUCGACCGAAGCAUAGUCCGUCCACCUCGGCUUCAAGUUCUAGCUGCAACGUGGGAGCAACGACGGGUACGGGCAGCGUAGAGGGUGAGGGACCGGGAGCGCAAGACAGCGGCGGCCACGGCAUGACUUCUGCUGGUGUCUGUGUGGAGAGAACACAUGCUACCAACCCAGAGUGUCAGCAACCACGCAGCGACCAGGGGAACUGCAAAGAAUAUGACGUGGACACUCCUCUGGUCGCCGAUUCCAGUGACAUGAACGUCAUGAAGACUGAAGACGAGAGCAAAGAUCAAGCAGUGACCCUCAUAGAAAUAGCAAAGGGAGCGAAGUAUGAGGAGAAUGGCUACAAGCAAGCUGAAUUAUUUCCAGCAACUUCUGAAAGUGCACCAACUGCUUUGUCUGAAGAUACCGAGGACACCUUAAACGACGAAGCAGCAGCAACAGUAGCUGAAGUGGUCAGCGGAGGAGCUGGCAAUAUUCCCCUGCUAAUUGUAACAGAUGCUUCAAACACUAGCACCACAAACACCGAGUCAUCGGAGAAUGAGAAUCACUCGCGAUCUCUGUCCCUCACAAACCAAUUCCAUGACUCUCUUCAGGAAGCAGAGGCCAACGGAACUGAAGACGAUAUUGAACCUUGCAACUCCUGUGAGCCACCGGAUGUGACUCACCAUGUUGAGCAGCCUGCCGAAGAGCUUGGCAAUCAGAAUGGAAAUGCUGAGGCAGCAGUGGAGGAUCAUGCUCAAGCCGCUUUGCAACAGUCCGAGUCCCCUGUUGCCAGUGAUCCUGGUCAGGUGGAUAUACCAGUGCCUGACACUGCACUUGCAGCUGUGGACGAUGCCUGCUCGGGUGACGUUGAUCUUGGUGAGGUGCGCGAGGCAGUGACGUCUACACCUGCACACUGUCAAUCACCUAGCCCUGAGGCAAUGGAUCUCAUACCUGCAACAAAUUCUGAGAUAUGUGAUGACUGGUGAUGAACAUGGAUUGUGGGCACAUUACACACUGUUCAGCACAUCCCAGUCUCGCUUUUUGCUCGUUUGCUCUGCCAACAAUGGGAAAGACUUCACGUCCACCAUGAAACACAGACGUGAUUGUACCAAGCAAGAUCCGUUCAUUGCUGGUGAUAACGCUGCUCCGCCUAUGACUCUGGACUAUUUUUCCACUCACAGCAUGAAGAUAUACUCCUCUUUAGAUUCAAGCCAUCCGCCUUGUCGAAAUAUUAUUCGACAUGGCUUCACAUCUGCUUCUUCCGAAGUUGUGAAGUUCAAGAACUUCAUCAUAUACAUGUAUAUGCCCAUUGUACCUGAAGUAAAAAAAAAGAGAAGGUGAAUGUUACAUUCCUGUCCCAUUCACUCAUGUGUCGAUGCAGCAGAACGAUCAGCAGGACGAUCCAAGUAGUUUUAAAUUGCCAAACAUUUUCGUUAUACACUUUAAACUAGUGUAAGGGUAAUGCUGUCGUCACUCUGAACUCUGAACUCUGAACUCUGAACUCUGAAGCUUGUGUGGCGGCUUGGAUGAUACUUUGGAGGGGAAGGCAACACCUUUUUGUUCACUCUCUCAUCGCGCCUACAGUAUUCUCUGUAUGCCCCUCACACCAUGUACACCUUUCUAGAAUGAGGUCAACAUCAUUGUUCAGGAGAUGACCAGUCAGCAAAGUUCCCAUCAAGGGUCAAAUCAAAUGACUCAAGCCCGGCUCAGUCGUAAUCUUGCUAUGCUUUGAUUAUGCGUACAGGGCCUUGGAUUCGUUUCAAGCCUGCUCAAUUGUAAUUUUACUACUCUUUCAUGGCGGAGUCAUGACAUUAGAAUAGUGGAUGCACUCCACAAAGGUGUGCACACCUUUGUGCAUGCCUUUCUGUACACUGAGGAUCCUUUUACAAUGCUGCACAGUGUAAAACUGAUAACUACACCGUUCAGACAUGUGUGCAGUACAUGCAGUUUGA
Sycon ciliatum is the source of this 3150-nucleotide messenger RNA. RefSeq lists its product as uncharacterized. The transcript is spliced from 2 exons. NCBI's taxonomy places the organism in Eukaryota, Metazoa, Porifera, Calcarea, Leucosolenida, Sycettidae. The record is from RefSeq and is a predicted model, not a curated record. The coding region runs from base 1060 to 2184 and encodes 374 amino acids.